CAAGAAAAUAUUUUAUUUUGUUGAAUUAGAUUUUAUUUUAUUAUAAAAAAUAAUCAUUAUGACGGAAGAAGAUAAAAACUAUAAAGAAUACACCUUGGAGGCUGAUUCUGAACUACGUUUUGAAAUCGAAGAUAAAAAUGCAAAAGUUCAAAUAAUUCUAAUUUCAGGAUUUGCUGAAAUGUUUGGAACUGAACUGGUGAAAAAGAAAAAGUACGAUUUUUGUGUGGGUGCCAAAGUGGCCAUCUUCACAUAUCAUGGUUGUGUUUUGCAGUUAACGGGAAAAACGGAUGUCAGUUAUAUUUCCAAAGAGACACCAAUGAUACAGUAUUUAAAUUGUCACUCGGCUUUGGAGCAAUUACGUGAACAAGCUGAAGAUAAGGAUGAGCGCGGUCCCGUUGCCAUGGUGGUGGGUCCAAUGGAUGUUGGUAAAAGUACUUUAUGCCGUAUAUUACUAAAUUAUUCCGUGCGUCUGGGUAGAAGACCUUUAUAUGCCGACAUCGACGUGGGACAAGGAGCUCUAGCUAUACCUGGAACUAUAGGUACUAUACUGAUAGAAAGGCCAGCCAGCAUAGAAGAAGGUUUAUCGCAAACAGCUCCUUUAAUAUACCAUUUUGGCUACAAGACUCCCUCAGGGAAUAAUACUUUGUAUAAGACGGUCAUAAGUAAAAUGGCUGAUGUUACACUGGAAUCGAUGAAUGUGAAUAAACGAACCAAGCAUUCUGGUAUUGUUAUAAAUACCUGCGGUUGGGUUAAGGGAGACGGAUAUGCCAAUUUGGUACAUACUGCUCAGGCUUUUGAAGUGAAUGCAAUUUUUGUUUUGGAUCAAGAGCGCCUAUAUAACGAAUUAUUACGGGAUAUGCCCUCAUUUGUUAAAGUUGUGUUACUACCAAAAAGUGGUGGUGUAGUUGAGCGUAGCAAAGGACUAAGAGCCGAGAGUAGGGAUCAACGUAUCAAAGAGUAUUUCUAUGGUUCAAAGACGCCCUUCUAUCCAUUCUCGAUAGAAGUAAAAUUCGCUGAUUUAAAAUUAUACAAGAUAGGGUCACCUCCGCUUCCAGAUUCGUGUAUGCCCAUAGGCAUGAAGGCUGAAGAUAAUAAAACUAAGCUGGUGACUGUUACACCUUCACAUUCACUUUUACAUCAUAUAUUAGCUGUUAGUUUUGCCGAAACUACCGACGAAGAUGUAAUUGGUACAAAUGUGGCGGGUUUUGUUUGUGUUACCGGAGUAGAUAUGGAACGACAAGCUAUAACAAUAUUAUCACCGCAGCCACGUCCUCUACCCAAUACCUUGUUAUUGCUCUCAGAUUUACAAUUUAUGGAUAGUCAUGCCUAACACUAUUACAUACGAAUGAAUCUAAAAAACUUAUGUAUAUUUUUUUAUAAAUAGAAAAUAAAGUUUAUUUUAAAUAUAUUUCUUUUGAAAUAACUAAGUA
Molecule: messenger RNA, 1430 nt
Organism: Calliphora vicina (urban bluebottle blowfly)
Lineage: Eukaryota; Metazoa; Arthropoda; Insecta; Diptera; Calliphoridae
Gene: cbc
Product: crowded by cid
Exons: 5
Coding region: 59-1330 (423 amino acids)
Biological process (GO): tRNA splicing, via endonucleolytic cleavage and ligation
Cellular component (GO): mRNA cleavage factor complex; nucleus
Molecular function (GO): polynucleotide 5'-hydroxyl-kinase activity
Source: RefSeq, a predicted model, not a curated record